This is a messenger RNA of Galdieria sulphuraria, 1778 nucleotides long. Its product is annotated as 1-pyrroline-5-carboxylate dehydrogenase. Gene Ontology annotation, cellular component: mitochondrial matrix. The transcript has 8 exons. The coding region runs from base 6 to 1751 and encodes 581 amino acids. The record is from RefSeq and is a predicted model, not a curated record. NCBI's taxonomy places the organism in Eukaryota, Rhodophyta, Bangiophyceae, Galdieriales, Galdieriaceae. Gene Ontology annotation, molecular function: L-glutamate gamma-semialdehyde dehydrogenase (NAD+) activity.
UCAAAAUGUCGUCGCUGUGGAACUUUGCAGUUAGGCAUACUCGCCUUUUAUUCAACCGAAACUUUUCCAACUUUAGUAUUCGUGCAAAAGCAAAAGUUCCUCCCAUCCAUAAUGAACCUUUUCUCGAUUAUGCAGUAGGAUCGCCAGAAAGAAUAAACUUGAGAAAAGCUUUGGAAAAGGUCUCCUCUGAAUGUCCCCACAUUCCACUUGUCAUCAACGGAAAAGAAGUAAAAACUGGACAGAUAGGUAAACAACAAAGACCUGAUAAACAUCAACAAACCAUAUGUGAGUUUGAGUACGCUGAUCACGAAAACGUUGAAGCUGCUAUUCGAGGAGCCUUGAAAGCCAAAAAACAUUGGGAAACGAUGCCCAUCGAUGAAAGACUUUCCAUCUUCUUAAAAGCCGCUGAUCUAUUGAGUACUCAAUAUCGAGCAGAAGCUUGUGCUGCUGUCAUGUUGGGACAAGGCAAGACAGUGUGGCAAGCAGAGAUUGAUGCAGCAGUAGAAACCAUCGACUUUUGGAGAUUCGGUUGUAAGUUUGCCGAGGAAAUCUAUAAUAUUCAACCUCCCGAAAACGUAAAGGGAGUUUGGAACAGAGCAGAGCAUAGACCACUGGAAGGUUUUGUAGCUGCCAUUACUCCUUUUAACUUUGUUGCGAUUGCAGCCAAUCUUCCUUCUUCUCCUGCCAUUAUGGGAAAUGUGGCAGUAUGGAAGCCUACGGAAAGUGCCAUGUUAGGAGCUUGGACUAUGUUUAAUAUAUUGAGAGAAGCAGGGCUUCCGGAUGGCGUGAUACAAUUCGUUCCUGCCAAAGCUUCAGAUUUUGCAAAACAAGUUACUCACUCUGAACAUCUUGGUGGAUUACACUUCACAGGCUCCACUGCAGUGUUUGAAGAGCUUCAAAAGAAGAUUGCACAAAACAUGAGUCACUAUCGUAGUUAUCCAAGAGUUGUGGGAGAAACAGGUGGUAAGAAUUUCCACUUUGUUCAUGAGUCUGCCGAUAUCGAAAAUGUGGUUCAUAAUACUAUUCGUGGAGCUUUUGAGUAUCAGGGUCAAAAAUGUUCAGCCACAUCUCGUAUGUACGUACCCAACAAUCUUUGGCCCAGUAUCAGAGAACGACUUGUAGCAGAAGCAAAGACUAUCAAAGUUGGGUCACCUGUUGACUUUACGUCGUUUAUGACUGCAGUUAUACAUGAAAGGUCGUUUGAUAAGAUUCAAUCUUAUAUUCAAAAAGCAAAGGAAAGUUCUUCAUGUAAAAUAUUGUUUGGUGGUCGCUGUGAUAAGAGUGUGGGUUACUUUAUUGAACCCACCAUUAUUGAAACGACGGAUCCAGACUUUGUUACCAUGAAGGAAGAGAUUUUCGGUCCUGUUGUAACUGUUUAUGCUUAUGACCCCAAACAUUAUGUGGAAACGUUGGAAUUAGCAGACUCAAGUUCCAAAUAUGGAUUGACCGCGUCCAUCUUUGCCAAGGAUAGAGAUGCAAUUUCAAAGGCAGAAGAAGUUCUAAGGAAUUCAGCUGGUAACUUUUAUAUCAACGACAAAUGUACUGGUAGUAUUGUAGGUCAACAACCAUUUGGUGGAAGUCGAAAGAGUGGUACCAAUGAUAAGAGUGGAAGUGCUUCCAAUCUCAUGCGCUGGGUAUCGGUUCGUAGUAUCAAAGAAAGCUUUAUUCCUUUAAAGGACUACCGAUAUCCACACAUGGUAUCUGACCAAGCAAAUGAGGAAGUAGCGAAAGCACACUCUGAGUUUGCCUAGUAAAAGUUUGUGAUUUUAUCAAGUUUC